AUGGUACGGACGCGAUCCCGACAAACUGAUCAGGGUGGAGAUGAAUCCACAAACCCACCUAAUCAACCACCGAAUCCUCUGCAGGUUAACCAGGAGACUUUAUUGCAACAGUUAAGGGAAGUGGUAGUUACGGUGGUAGAUGAGAGAGUAAGAAAGAUGGAGGAAGAUUUAAGAGUCAAGAAAGCUGUGGAAGAAUUUGAAGGGAAUGGGCUUCCUGGACCGUCGGUGGGAAAUUCUGUCACCCACAGGGGUUCUAUUGAAGGAACCAGAGAAGAGAGUAGUUCACAAAGGCGACCAGGAAAAGAAGAAGCGGUGAACCUUAAAAGCGUAUGGAAGGACAUAGAGCGGCAUCAUCCAAAAACGUUUGAUGAGGGUAUGGAUCCUGACAAAGCUGAGGCUUGGAUAGACGACAUGGAGACAAUAUUUAAAGCUUGUGGCUGUAAUACCUACCAAAAGGUACAAGCAGCGGUAGUUUUACUGAGGGAUCGAGCUAAGAGGUGGUGGAGGAGCGUAAGCGGCAUAGAUGACUCGGGGAUUACUUGGAACGAAUUCAAACAGAUGUUUUUUGAUCACUACUUCCCCCUAGCCAUGAGACAAGAAAAAGAAACAGCUUUUUAUGCUCUUCGACAAGAGAACAUGCAUGAGGAUGAGUUUAUUGCCAAGUAUAUUGACCUCUCUAAGCAUGUUACCUAUCUGCAGCAUAAUGAUAACCCAGAGUGGAUGGCCCGACAAUUGAUAGAACGGGCGAGGCCAGAGUUGAAGCAGCAAAUGGCCUUAUAUGAGUUUAAGAGUUUCGAGGAUGCUUGCACGAAACUCAGGAUGACAGCUCGCAGAACCCGAGAGGUAGAGGAGAGCCGACGUCGGGAUAACCAGGGCAGAUUCUCCAGUUUUAUGAGGCCAAUGGGAGGAAUCAAUAAAAAGAAUAGCUAUAGUUAUGGGAGCUCGGGUAACUCAAGCAGAGGCAAGAACCAGAAUCAGAAGGAUUUAGCCCGUAGAGGCUAUAUGCAGAGGAGACAGGCUCAGGGGAGCCGUAUGGGAGGAAAUCAGAGCUUUUACCGUGAGCCUACCAGAUCCACACCGAGUGUUGGCGAUCCUUGCUCGAGAUGUGGGAAGAAUCAUCCAGGACAAUGUUUGGAAUGCUACAGAUGCCAUAAGUUUGGACAUAUAGCUCGCAAUUGCCCAGAAACACAGCAGCAAACUCCUAGUUUCAGAUCCACAGUGCCCGGGAGAGUUUUUGCUUUGACUAGAGAGGAAGCUGGUAUGUCUCCUAAUCUGAUUAGAGGUACUGUCUCUCUUCAAGGACAUGAUAUACCUGGUAUUGAUGUGAUUAUUGGUAUGGAUUGGCUAUCAGCAAAUAAUGCCAUUCUGGAUUGUAAAAGGAAGAUAGUAACUCUUCCUUUGUGCACUACGAUAGUUGAGGCUAUUAAUGGUCGUUUGUGGUUAUCUGCUACUCAAGCGACUAAGUGUAUUGAGAAGGGUUGUCAGGCGUAUGCUGUUUUCUUUUCCGUUAGUACGGAUAAAGAAGUUGGUAUAGACCAAAUCGAGGUAGUAAAGGAGUUUCCUGAGGUGUUUCCUGAGGAAGUGUCCGGUUUACCUCCUGAAAGGGAAGUUGAAUUCUCCAUUGAGCUAGUACCAGGAACAGCUCCAAUUUCUAAAGCACCGUACAGAAUGUCACCUUCUGAAUUAGCAGAGCUGAAAAAGCAAAUCGAAGAGAUUGAUGACUUGCUAGAUCAAUUAAUGGGGUCAGCGGUGUUUUCUAAGAUUGACUUAAGGUCGGGAUAUCAUCAAUUAAGAGUUAGAGCAGAGGACAUCCCGAAGACGGCCUUUCGUACGAGAUACGGACAUUACGAGUUCCUAGUAAUGCCUUUUGGUUUGACGAAUGCUCCAGCGGUGUUUAUGGACUAUAUGAACCGGAUCUUUAGGCCGUACUUGGAUAAGUUUAUUGUGGUGUUUAUAGAUGAUAUCCUAAUAUACUCCAAGAAUGAGGAAGAACACCGAGAGCAUCUUUACAUUGCAUUGCGAAUAUUGAGGGAUCAUCAGUUAUAUGCUAAGUUAAGCAAGUGCGAGUUUUGGCUUAGAGAAGUGAAGUUCUUAGGCCAUGUAGUAUCCGCAGAGGGAGUAGCUGUUGAUCCUAGCAAGGUCGAUGCUGUGUUGAAAUGGGAAACACCAAAAUCUGUGACGAAGGUACGAAGUUUUGUGGGCUUAGCUGGGUAUUACCGAAGAUUCAUCAAGGGAUUUUCUCAGAUUGCCAUGCCUCUAACUAAGUUGACCAAGAAAGACCAAUCAUUUAUUUGGAGCGAAAAGUGUGAGGCAGCUUUUCAAGAACUGAAGGCUAAGUUGACCACGGCUCCAGUGUUGACUAUUCCAGAUCCUAGUAAACCAUACACCCUUUACACUGAUGCUUCACUUAAGGGUUUAGGGUGUGUCCUGAUGCAGGAAGGAAAGGUGGUUGCCUAUGCAUCUAGGCAAUUAAGGCCACAUGAGGAAAAUUAUCCUACACAUGACCUGGAAUUAGCGGCAGUGAUUUGGAGGCACUACUUAUAUGGAUCACAGUUUGAAGUCUUCAGCGAUCACAAGAGUUUGAAGUAUUUAAUAGAUCAGAAGGAACUGAAUAAUAGACAACGUCGGUGGAUGGAAUUCAUCAAGGACUAUGACUUUGAACUUAAGUAUCAUCCAGGUAAAGCCAAUGUGGUUGCAGACGCUUUGAGUAGGAAAACGGUGCAUGUGUUUCACAUGAGUUUGGAGGAACACUACUGCUUAGAGAGAUUGAGAGAUCUCCAAGUGGUGCAUGAGGCUCCAGCCACUCUACAAUCAAUUUUGGGUGAUUAUGAGUUUUUUCGAGACUUGAAGGCUGCACAGAUGGAGGAUGAACGGUUAUUGAGCAUCCGAGAGGAAGUGGAGACCCAUGGUGUGCCUGAUUAUGAAAUUGGUGAAGAAGGAAUCCUGAGUAUUUCUAUGGAUUUCAUUACUGGUAUGCCAAGAACCCCGGCUGGCUAUGAUGCGAUAUGGGUAAUUGUAGAUAGAUUGACUAAGUCAGCGCACUUCCUGCCUAUCAAGAGUACUUACUCGUUAGAACGAUUGACAAAGCUGUAUAUAGAUGAGAUUGUUCGACUUCAUGGAGUGCCGGAGUCUAUCAUUUCAGAUAGGGACCCGAGGUUUACAUCGAACUUCUGGCAGUCAUUACAUGAAGCCAUGGGCACUAAGCUCAAGUUUAGUACUGCUUAUCAUCCUCAGACUGAUGGACAGACUGAGAGGACGAUUCAGACUCUCGAGGACAUGUUGAGGGCCUACGCUAUAGAGCUAAAGGGUAGUUGGGACACUCACUUGUCAUUAGCUGAGUUUGCCUAUAACAACAGCUAUCACGCUAGUAUUCAAAUGGCACCAUAUGAAGCUUUAUCCAUUAAAGCCAAGAAGCUUACACCCCGAUUUAUGGGUCCUUAUGAGAUUUUAGAGCGGAUUGGACCUGUUGCAUAUCGAAUUGCGCUGCCGCCACAUCUUUCCAGUUUACACGACGUGUUUCACGUGUCACAGUUGAAAAAGUAUCAUCCCGAUCCAUCUCAUGUUAUUGAACCCGAAGAAGUUGAGUUGCGAGAUAAUUUGACCUAUUCAGCAGAACCAGAGCGGAUUUUGGACGUUAAGGACAAACAAUUGAGGAAUAAAACUAUCCGUCUUGUUAAAGUCUUUUGGAAGGGCAUGAGUCCCGGUGAUGCUACUUGGGAGACAGAGGAACGGAUGCGUUACGAGUACCCUUACCUGUUUUCUUAG
Neltuma alba is the source of this 3765-nucleotide messenger RNA. RefSeq lists its product as uncharacterized. The transcript has 6 exons. The record is from RefSeq and is a predicted model, not a curated record. The coding region runs from base 1 to 3765 and encodes 1254 amino acids. Gene Ontology annotation, molecular function: zinc ion binding; nucleic acid binding. NCBI's taxonomy places the organism in Eukaryota, Viridiplantae, Streptophyta, Magnoliopsida, Fabales, Fabaceae. Gene Ontology annotation, biological process: DNA integration.